Amphiprion ocellaris (clown anemonefish) is the source of this 1507-nucleotide messenger RNA. It is a transcript of the gene slc30a8, whose product is annotated as solute carrier family 30 member 8. Gene Ontology annotation, biological process: response to zinc ion; insulin secretion; zinc ion transmembrane transport. Lineage: Eukaryota; Metazoa; Chordata; Actinopteri; Pomacentridae. Gene Ontology annotation, molecular function: zinc ion transmembrane transporter activity. Gene Ontology annotation, cellular component: plasma membrane. The coding region runs from base 159 to 1322 and encodes 387 amino acids. The record is from RefSeq and is a predicted model, not a curated record. The transcript has 9 exons.
UGUGCACACGGUCCGUCCAGUCACACGGCAGCAGACAGUCAGGAGAACCCGCAGCAGCAGAACAAACAGCAGGAACCUGUGAGGAGCAGCAGAACUUCAGCAGAACGUUUUCCAGCUGUUCUCGUCUGGACCGUUUCUGAGGAACCUUCAGCUUCAUCAUGUUCAGGAACAACGACCCGGAGAAGCUUCACCUGGCGACGCAGCAGAGGAGCUACUCAGCAACUGAAGGCUUGUCGGACCUCAACGUGCUGCAGAAAGAUGGUGGCAUCAAGCAUUGCCAUGACAACAGCCACGCCCAGCAGGACCGCGAGAUGGAGAAGAAAUCUGCCAGGAAAAGACUCUACCUGGUGUCGGUCAUCUGUCUGGUCUUCAUGAUUGGAGAGAUUCUGGGUGGGUACUUUGCCGGCAGCCUGGCCGUGAUGACCGAUGCUGCUCACCUGCUGACGGAUCUGACCAGCUUCAUCAUCAGCCUGCUGUCGCUCUGGUUAUCGUCCAAACCAGCGACUCAUAGACUCAACUAUGGCUGGCAUCGAGCAGAGAUCCUGGGAGCUCUGCUGUCCGUCUUCACCAUCUGGGUGGUCACAGGUGUCCUGGUCUACCUGGCCGUGGAGCGACUCAUCAACAACGACUUCACCAUCGAGGGAACCGUCAUGCUGAUCACGGCCGGCUGCGCUGUGGUGGCAAACAUCAUCAUGGCGGUGACUCUUCACCAGUCGGGCCAUGGACACAGUCACGGAGGAAUCAGCUCUCAUGGACAUGGACAUGGCGACGGAAAACACCAGAACCACUGCAGAGACUCUGAAAGCAACCAGAACAACCACAGUCGGAGGACUCAGCAGUCCAACGCCAGCGUUCGAGCAGCGUUUGUCCACGUCGUCGGAGAUCUUCUGCAGAGCAUCAGUGUGUUCAUCAGCGCCCUGAUCAUCUUCUUCAAGCCGGAGUAUAAGAUCGCUGAUCCCAUCUGCACCUUCCUGUUCUCCAUCCUGGUCCUCUGCACCACCUUCACCAUCAUCAAGGACAUCCUCAUAGUGCUGAUGGAGGGGACCCCGUCAGGCGUGAAGUACUCGGAGGUCAGAGACGGUCUGCUGGCGGUUAAAGGAGUCACAGCUGUUCACAACCUGCACAUCUGGGCUCUGACCGUCAACCAGGCGGUUCUGACCGCUCACAUCGCCAUCGAUGAGACUGUGGAUGCUCAGACGGUCCUCAGAGAAAUGACCCAGGUCUGUUUCUCCUCCUACAACUUCCACUCGGUCACCAUCCAGAUGGAGCGGCAGGCCGACCUGAAGCCUGGAUGUUUUCUGUGCGAGAACCCCAAGAAGUAGAACCUGCAGGAGGUUCUGCUGCCGUUUCACUGUGAAUCAGGUUUGAACCAGCGAGAGCUCAGCUGGUUUUAGGGGAGAAGAUCGUUUCUCCUGUACGACACUUUAUCUGUUUUUGCUUUUAAAUGUAUUUACUAUGAAACUGAAAUGACAAAUGUACUGUACAAUAAACUUUAAUCUAUUCUGAA